Messenger RNA from Dreissena polymorpha, 3009 nucleotides. Its product is annotated as polypeptide N-acetylgalactosaminyltransferase 5-like. The record is from RefSeq and is a predicted model, not a curated record. Lineage: Eukaryota; Metazoa; Mollusca; Bivalvia; Myida; Dreissenidae. Gene Ontology annotation, cellular component: Golgi apparatus. The transcript is spliced from 11 exons. Bases 415 to 2469 code for a protein of 684 amino acids.
AUGAUUGAAGGUAGGCUAAUCCGCGAUUUAACCUUACCCAUAGCGGACACCAUACUGUUGGUCUCGCGAAUUUUAUAUUAAAGAAAACCCGUGAUUUAUCAUUUGAUCCAGCCUUUGGACCUUUUUUAUUAACCGUUUGUAUACUCAAGCGACAUGUUUAGAAAUGGAGGUGUACGUAAUGCUACCCAUUACGUGGCAAAGAACGUUUUGAGAAAAGACAGAAAGCCACUGACGGAUUCUUAAGGGCGAUGGGACAUAUAGAAGGCUGUCUACCGCGAUAAUAUUUCCUUUCAGACAAAUGGAGUAAAUGUUGUGCAUAUUGAUUGCUAGUGUUAAAUCUUUUAUGUGUUAUACUCAUCUAAUUAUAUUGACUAGUCCAAUAAAACAAUAAACGUAGCACACUGAGGAUUCAAAAUGUUGCCAUCUAGACAUUUAAAGAGACUGACGAUUAGACUUGGAGCGGUGGUAUUGUUAAUUUGGACAGUGUCAUUAACGUUGAACCACUGGAGUAAAAAAGAGGAUACGGAUAAUUAUCGUGUGAAAGAAAUGGAUAUCAAAGAUGGACAUCUAGCAAAAAUUCAGGAGAAUUUAAAUAGAUUAAAACAAUCUAAUGAUGAGGAGCGACUAAUACAAAGAGAUAUUGCGGAAAGGGCUAAUUUUGGUAAUGAUAAGUUGGAAGCUCCACCGAAGCGAAUGAUUGAACAUAAUAAAGAUAGUGCAAUAGUAAAAACUGUCAAUAUUAUGCGGAACAAUGACCUGAAAGACACCUUACUAGAGAGGAGAGAAAACGAAAACGUUCCGCGGAAUAUAGAUGCUGAUAAGAAUGAACACCCUGAUGGAAAGAAGGAAGACAAACAAGAAGACGUCGCGCAGAUCGGAGCUCCCGUGCCCAGGCGUGAAGGAGCAGAGCAAAAAGAUGGUCCAGGUGAAGGAGGGAAACCCGUGUAUAUAGAUAAAGAAAAAUUGACCAAGGAGCAGAGAGACGACUUUGACAAAGGCUAUCAGGACAAUGCUUUCAAUCGCUAUGCCAGCGACAUGAUAUCACUGCAUCGGUCACUUCCAGAUCUUAGGGAAACUGAAUGUAAGAAAAUACAAUAUGGCAACCAUCUUCCAAGCGCAUGCGUGAUCAUCAUAUUUCACAACGAGGCUUGGAGCGUGCUGCUAAGGACAAUCCACAGUGUGCUCGACAGAUCGGAUCCCACACAACUGAAAGAAAUUAUUGUGGUGGACGACUUUUCUGAUUUUGAUCAUUUAAAACAGCCACUACAAGAAUACAUCGACAAACAGGACAAAGUGUCCCUUCUGCGCGCGCACGAGCGGAUCGGGCUUAUCAGGGCCCGAUUGAUGGGUUUUGAGAAAUGCACUGCCGAUGUUGCAAUAUUCUUGGACUCGCAUUGCGAGGCCACCGAAGGCUGGCUUCCGCCUCUGCUGUCAAGGAUACACGAGAACGAGACGAACGUGCUGGUACCCGUCAUUGACGUCAUAGAUCUGGACACGUUUGGGUACCAGGGGCAAGUAAACACCGACAUCAAAUCAGUUUAUGUCGGGGGAUUUGACUGGGGUUUGUUGUUCAACUGGCAUCCGAUACCUCAGGAGGAGCUCAAACGGAUUGAAUAUAAAACUUAUCUUCCAGUAAGAUCCCCGACAAUGGCGGGUGGGCUUUUUGCAAUCAGCAGCAAGUUCUUCCGAAAGUUGGGCACAUACGACAGCGGGUUUGACAUCUGGGGCGGGGAGAACCUCGAACUCUCGUUCAAAACGUGGAUGUGCGGUGGAACCCUCGAGACUAUACCCUGCUCACGUGUAGGGCACGUGUUCCGGAAACGCAGUCCAUAUAAAUGGGACGUUAAGGGCGGCAAUGUUCUGAGGCGAAAUCUGGUGCGUCUUGCAGAGGUCUGGCUGGAUGAUUACAAGGAAUAUUACUUGCAGCGAAUAAACUAUGAUAAGGGUGAUUACGGAGACGUCAGUGAUCGUAAAGCUUUAAGGGAAUCUCUACACUGCAAAAGUUUCCAGUGGUACCUUGAUAAUAUAUUUCCUGAAUUGUUUGUUCCCGGAGAGGCUCUAGCGUCCGGCGAGAUCCGGAACGUUGAUCGGUCUAUGUGCAUCGACGCCAGUACAAACAUCAAAGACAACGAGGGGGUGGUCUCCGUGUAUCCUUGUCAUCAGCAGGGCGGGAACCAGUUUUGGCUACUAAGUAAAGAGGGUGAGUUCAGAAGAGACGACACGUGUUGGGACACCCCGGACGGGGCCAAGGUAAAAUUAUACCCGUGCCACUCUUCCAAGGGCAACCAACUCUUCGAAUACAGAGAGGACGACACAAUCUACAGUCCAACGGCGAAGAAAUGCGUUGAGAUCACGUGGGACGCCAAGGGGCUCCAAAUGGCACCAUGCACCGGAAACGACCGCCAGAAAUGGAAGAUGACGAGAAAACCACCGAAAGGACCUGGUCAUGAAAAGAAAACGUCAAAAUAACCAUACGUCAGAACACGUUGCUGUGUAUAAAAAGGACGCUUCAAACGGAGCUUGUAAAAAGUACUAUAAAAUAUGUGCAUGUUUUAAAAAAAACAAAUUUGCGACUGGAACUUGAUACGAAACACAGGCAAUUAUCUUACUAACGAAGACGUUUUCGGUAUGUUUUACACAACCAGUGCGAUUAGCAUUUUAUAAGAAAUAUGAGAAAUAAGAGAAACAUAUCAUCGUUAAACAUGUCUAAAACGUUGUAGAUCUUCAAUGGUGUAUGUUGUGUGAAAUGAAAUAUUGACAAUUACGCGUAUUUGUGUGUUAUAUAAUACAGACGUUACACAUAUCAUUAGUAUUUGAUAACAAAUAUUACAUGUAUAAAUUAAUAUAGUUAUUUUGAUAUGUAAUGCAUCAACAGUGCAAUUAGCAUUUGAUAAUACAUUUUCGAUGUAGAAACACUAUGGAAACAAAUAGUUGGUGUGUGUUAUGCAAUAGUGUGAUUGGCAUGUCAUUAGAAAUGUUUGCCGUCCAAAUAAAUAGAAAACAAAACAA